Messenger RNA from Sebastes umbrosus (honeycomb rockfish), 1125 nucleotides. Its product is annotated as cytotoxic T-lymphocyte protein 4. Bases 242 to 907 code for a protein of 221 amino acids. Gene Ontology annotation, cellular component: external side of plasma membrane. The transcript has 4 exons. Lineage: Eukaryota; Metazoa; Chordata; Actinopteri; Perciformes; Sebastidae. The record is from RefSeq and is a predicted model, not a curated record. Gene Ontology annotation, biological process: T cell receptor signaling pathway; regulation of T cell proliferation.
GUUUUCCCUCAAGAGAGGAUGUGCGAGGUUCAGUUACUGCAGCACCGUGGGAGUACUUCAGUCUGAGGCACAACGGAGAUAUGAUGCAUUACAGUCUGGGGUGAAAGCGUGCACGGAACCAGGGUUGAUGAUAUCGGAGUAGCGGAUCAGAUCUCUAAUUUGCUGGAGGAGCUUGAACUUUUUUGGGUGAUGAGGGAAAGCCUCGAGGCGGGUUCACACUCUCGGUGCAAAAAAGAUCAAGAUGAGAGCUUGCUGGAUGUUCAUGAUCCUCCUGAGCUGCAGGUUAUCUCACGCCACUAAGGAAAAGUGCACCUGCAACGAACGGAAAAUUGUCUGCGUAGCUGCCGGAGACGACGUGCUCGUGCCCUGCCCGAAUUUGACCGGCGAAGAAGUGACAUAUUACCUUCUCAAGGAUGAUAAAGUGAUUUACAACCACACGUGCUUCCGUGAGAAACAUAGCAACUGUAAGCCGCGACACACCGUGUUGGGCGUGGAGCUGCGUGACAGUUUCAUGCUCACUGGAGUGAAUGUCAGUAGCUCUGGCAUCUACAAUUGUGAGGUCAGAGUCAUGUACCCUCCUCCCUUCUUAAAAGCAUGUUCUUCGUGCACCCAGGUACAGGUAGAAGAACAUCAAUGCAAGUUAGAUAAAGUCACCGAGAAGCCUGAAACAGACGACGAGAAGCCUGAAACAGUUGGAAAUCAGAAAAGUGAAUUUCUCUGGCUUUGGAUUCUGGCGCUUGUGCUUCUUGGCGUCUACGGCGUAACUGUCACCAUCAUUGCCGCCGUCAUCUGGGUCAAGUGGAGGGGGGCGGAUUCCCAGAGUGACUACAUGAACACCAAACCCAAAGCGUCCAGGGACCGCAAGAAGAAACGAGGGGUUCAAAUUCCUAUACCGCGUCACUUCUGAUCACACCGUGUGCAUCACUUCACCAUUUGCACAGCCAUCCCAAACACAGGGCGGUGUCCUUGUAGUAGCUUGCCCUGAAUAGAACAUCGCGACUGAGGUUUUGUUGAGUCCGUUCUGUUGUCAGUACUAGUUUGUUUUGUGUCUACACAGCGAAAGUAGCAGUCUUCCUUUGACAGUUGUGGUUGUAUAAAACAAUAAAAAAAACAUCACGCACCCAA